This is a messenger RNA of Pantherophis guttatus, 410 nucleotides long. NCBI's taxonomy places the organism in Eukaryota, Metazoa, Chordata, Lepidosauria, Squamata, Colubridae. The record is from RefSeq and is a predicted model, not a curated record.
UUCUGCAUCCCUAAGAUGAAGAAACUCUUCAUAUUCCUACUGUUUACUGUGUUGCUUUCUGAAAAGUAUGCAAAUACUCAGGUGUAUGCAGUUGACAAUGUAUUAAAGACUAAGGAAAUAAUCCCUUCUGAAGUAUCUUCAUAUCUGCCAAAGUUGAAGCUGGCUUGCGAAAAUGUGAUUAGUCAAGGUGCUAUUGCCACUUGUCCAUCAGAUUUUAUACCCACUUCCUGUGCCUGUGGAAUGGGUUGUGGAUCUUGGGAUGUUCGUCAAAACUCAGUUUGUCACUGCCAAUGUGCCCGUAUUGACUGGACUUCAGCUCGGUGCUGCAAAAUCUCUCUUACCUGAUGUUGCUUUGAUGGCAGGUUGGCUCCAGUUUCUGUGCUCAAUAAAAGUAUGAAUCAAUAAUUCUA